AUGGAAAGUAUGUGGACAUUUAUAUAUUUUUAUAUUAUUAUAUUAUUAUUAUUAUUCCUCGUAACUAAUAUAAUUGAACCAUUUAAUAUUAAAUUAAACUGAACAAUAGAAUUAUUCGAAAUAAAUCUCUUAAAUAAAUAAAUGUUUUAUCUGGUCAAAAAGCGAAUAAAGAGUUAGUCCUUUGAGGCAUGCUGUUAUAAAUAAUGUCUCAAUUCUGCAGUGUCACGUCAUUUAUACUACACAUAAACAACGAAGUUUUGUAUUCCAAAUAAUUAUGACUUUCUUUCUAGCACAUUUUGUGAAUAAAACAAUUUCUGUGCACGGUCUUAAAAUGCCCUGCAUCAAAUGUGCUAUUAGACAUACAUAAAUCAGAAAAAGAUACAAUUGUUUUUUUUUUUUUUUUAGUGCAGAACUAGGUUUCAAUAAAAGAUUUUUUACAUCAUUCUUCUAACAAUUAUAAAAAUUAAGAAAAUAUGAUUUGAGUUAGUAAAUAUUUGAUACAUCCGUUCGUAUGAUAUGCAUUAUAUGCACAUAUUUUUCACACUCUAAAAUUCUCUACAAAUACAUAAAAACUUAUAGUCUUUAAAUAUGUAAACCAAGAGACAGAAAUAUCCUUUAUUUUAAUUCGAAUUUUAAUAUUAAAUAUGCGUGUUUGUUAUAUAUUAAAUUAUAUUAAGUUAUUAAUCAAAUAAAAAUUAAUGACAAUAUUUAUACUAUAUCACGUAUAUCGUGUCGUACAAUUAAAUUGUUUUUGCUUUUCUGACAGGUAUUGAGAGCAAGCUUCAAUACCUCAAAGAUACUGGAAUAACAGCGAUCUGGCUGUCACCGAUCAAUAAAAGCCCAAUGGUAGACUUCGGAUAUGAUAUAUCGGACUUCAGAGAUGUCGAUCCAACAUUCGGCACCUUAAAUGAUCUCGAAAAUCUUUUGUCUAAAGCUCGCCAACUCGGAAUAAAGGUUAUCUUAGAUCUCGUCCCUAAUCACACUUCUGACCAGCAUGACUGGUUCAAACAAAGCGUCAAAAAUGACACAAAAUAUGCAGAUUAUUAUAUAUGGAAGACUAUGGAAGUAGGAAAACUACCAAACAAUUGGGUCAGCGUGUUUAAUAAUUCAGCAUGGACGUAUCACACCGAAAGGAAACAAUACUAUUUCCAUCAGUUCUUUCGACAACAGCCAGACUUGAACUAUAGAAAUCCAUUGGUACAGCAAGAGAUGAAGGACAUAAUAGGAUUUUGGUUGGACAAAGGAAUCGACGGAUUCCGCAUAGACGCAGUACCACAUUUGUUCGAGACGGAGAACGUAACGCUCAACGAGCCGAAGCUUCCAAACGCCAGCAACAAUCUGAACGAAAGUCACUACGCGUAUUACGAUCACAUAUAUACAAAGGACCAGCCCGAGACUUACGAUUUGGUGCAAUCGUGGCGGGAGUACGUGGACAAUUACGCGAAUAAACAUAAUCGCGACGAAAUAGUACUAUUGACGGAGGCAUACACUUCUUUAAACAACACGAUCAAGUAUUACGACUUCGGUUCACACGUUCCAUUCAAUUUCAAAUUUAUCAUAGACGUCAACGCGAAUUCCAACACCACUGACUUUGCCAACAUUGUCAACAAUUGGUUGAAAUAUAUGCCGAAUGAUGGCGUUCCAAACUGGGUGAUGGGGAACCACGAUCGAGUUCGUGUUGGCACACGUUAUCCUGGCAGGGCUGACCAAUUGAUAAUGCUGGAAAUGAUUCUUCCCGGAAUCGCGGUCACUUACUAUGGAGAAGAAAUCGGCAUGGAGGAUAACUCUACCUUGUAUGUCUACGAUGUUCGUGACGGCUGUCGAACACCAUUCCAGUGGGACGGCACUGUCAACGCAGGUGAAUGAAAAUUUCAAUCUGCAUCUCAAGAACGAGAAAAAAACUAAAUAAUUAACCGAUUGAAAAUUCACUGUCUUAAGUGUGUUAACUCUUUCACCGCGAUAUUUUAUAUUUCUAAAAAUUAUUAGUCACACGAGUGACUAAUAAUUUUUAG
Heterotrigona itama is the source of this 2012-nucleotide messenger RNA. The record is from the annotation of a GenBank genome assembly. Lineage: Eukaryota; Metazoa; Arthropoda; Insecta; Hymenoptera; Apidae.